Belonocnema kinseyi is the source of this 2759-nucleotide messenger RNA. Its product is annotated as protein regulator of cytokinesis 1-like. The record is from RefSeq and is a predicted model, not a curated record. Gene Ontology annotation, cellular component: mitotic spindle midzone; cytoplasm; spindle. Gene Ontology annotation, molecular function: microtubule binding. The transcript has 11 exons. Gene Ontology annotation, biological process: microtubule cytoskeleton organization; mitotic spindle midzone assembly. The coding region runs from base 228 to 2204 and encodes 658 amino acids. Lineage: Eukaryota; Metazoa; Arthropoda; Insecta; Hymenoptera; Cynipidae.
GCGUUGUUUCACCAAUCGGAGUUUGUUAUUAAUUCAAAAGAAAGACGUUUGUGUCGAACCGUCGCAUGUGUAGUUUAUAUGUAUAAAAUUAUUAAGUAAUAUUUAUUUACAUGUUUUAAUGGUUUAAAUGUACAGAACACGAAACGGAGUGAAUCAAAAUAGCCGCAGGGAUCGCAAGCUUCAGGAUUUUCGUUAACAGAAUCUUUCGGUGACAAGAAACAGCAAAAAUGACUGAAUACACAAAUGGGGAAGAAAUUAUGCAAAUAGCAACGGUGGAGAGUAUUUCCAGCACUGUUCGCAGUAACCUGAAACGAUUAUACGACAUAUGGAAAGAAAUGGGUCUAAGCGAUACCACCAGGUCUGCAUAUUGUCAGGAGGUCCACAAGCACAUUACAGAAUUAAUGUGCGAGAUGGUUACUGAAUUAGAAGAGAAAAAAACUACUCUCCUUCAAGGUGUCCAUCACUUGAUGGAACUAGCAAAUACUCUGGUUAAGGAGUUACAAAUGGAUGAUAUUCCUGGAAAAAAUCCUGAUUAUGAACACCUCCCUCUAAUCGAAGUACAAGAGAAACUUGGGGCACAAGUACACGAACUGCAGAUGAUUAAGGAUCGACGUUUGAAAUACUUAAAAGAACUUAGAUCACGGGAAGAAGUUCUUUGCAAGAAACUUGGCACAAAGCCUAUUGGUCUGAACGCUGAAAUGCCUUCACAGGAAGAACUCAAUCAUUUCCAGGACUACUUGGAAAUUCAGGAACGUGAAAAGCUUCGUUUGGAGACACUCUUCAAUGAUUAUCAAAGAUCCGUUAAAAAAUUAAUGGAAGAAUUGGAUAUUACUCCAUCUUUGGACUUUGAACGGCUAGUGUGCCAAAACUAUGAAAAUUUCGUAUUCACGAGCGAAAAUAUGACAAAAUUAAAAGAAAUGAGAGACGAUCUGAAGCUCCAGGUCGAAGAUGCGAAACAACAGGCUGAAGAGAAACGAGAUGAGUUAAGGGCAAUUUGGAGUUAUCUCGAUGAACCUGAAAUUUUUUGUGAAAAAUUCAUCCGUGAACAUCAGGGCCAUAGUGUGACAACCCUAAAAGCCUUGAGCGCAGAAAUCAAACGUUGCAAGGAUAAGAGAAGCGAAAACAUAGGAAAGUACGUGGCGAAAGUCCGAGACGAUCUUGAGGAACUUUGGGAAUUAUGCAAGUUCAGCGAAACUCAAAAAAGAUCCUUUAUGCCUUUCUAUUCGAAAACUUACACGGAAGAUCUGCUUACUCUGCACGAAUUAGAAGCGGAAAAGCUCCGCAAGUUCUACAAAACAAACAAGAAGAUUUUCGAUCUUCUUGAAGAGAGAGAAACUCUUUGGGAGAAAAUGAAAGAACUGGAUCAAAGGGCCAACGAUCCUGAUCGUUUUCACAACCGUGGUGGUCAGUUAUUGGCUGAAGAGAAGGAGAGAACAAACACAACAAAGAAGCUACCGAAGAUAGAAAAGCAGUUGCUGCAUGCGUCAGAAGAGUUUCAAGCUGAUCAUGGAGAAGUAUUUACCAUCAACGGUGUAACAAUGUAUGACUUUUUGGAAUUCAGCAAGGCGGAGUACGAGAAAGAGAAGGAAAACAUGAAAAUAGCGAGAAAGCAGGCAAAAGACAAGUCCGCAAAGAAAACCCCUCUUAGUACCUCGAAAAGAACUCCAAUUGGAAUGAGCAUGAGGGUGAGGACACCGGGCACUGCAGGGGCUAAACGAAAACUACCUUACGAUUCGUCCCCGAACAGCACCGUGACAAAACGACGCAACGUAAGCGGGGAAAAGAAUCGAACGGCAGUGAUCAGUUCCAAAGCCAGACGCAGUGGAAGAAUAUCCAAAAAGGCCUUGAAUCUGAGCAAAUCAAACACACCGAGAUCGGGGAAAAAGCUGAAAUCCAAGGUGACAGGCAGUAAAGUAAAUCUCAGCAUUUCUUCCUACGGUAAAUUCCAAGAGCACUUGGAGGAAAGAAACGAACUGCGAAGUUCCAUGCUGCCGGACCAGGUACUCGAAAAUGCUUGUGAAAGAGGGAAUAUGAAAACUCCCGUUCGAACCCCGGCGAAACCUUUGAGAAAGAACUUGCUUCCUGUACCUACUUCAGGUACUCCCAGGCCUGCAUCUUCUUCACGAGUCACUCCAAGAAGUCCGAGAGUUAUGCAUACGCCGCGUUUGGCACCCAUGCCAAACAAUACGCACUUUAUUUUCUAAAAAAAAAAUGUAAUACCUGAUGCGACAACUUUAAUGUUUUGUACCUUAAUGAGUGUUAAGAACGCGCAAUUGAAUGUUUAGCGUUCAAUUUUCUAUACUCUUCAAUGGCAGAAGCUCGUCUGCCUUGUGAUCACGAGCGCAUGAGAAGCAAGUGCAAGAAAUAUUAAAGUUCUUAGUCUAUUAUAAGGUUUUCAUUUCUUUGAUUAUAAAUUAAAGACGAAUUAAAAUAUCAACUUGUAACUACUUGAAAUACCCUUGAAGGUGUGUUUGCGUGGAGUCAAAUUUUUACUUUUGAGACGAAGAAUGUGAAUAGGUUCAGUCUUCUAAAGAAGCUUCUUAUCAUUUCACGAUUGAUGGUGUGGCUUACAUUUUUGUAAAAUUAUAACGCUUUUCGGUUGUGAAAACUGACUUUUUAUUGUUGGAGUGUCGUGUCUAGCUUGAGAUCUUUUUCAGGAAACUGUUAAUAUUUAUCCUGGCGAGGUAUCGAAUGUGGGAUAAAGUAUUAUUAAUAUUAUUGUAUUCUUACUUAAUUGCUAUUAACACUAAUGAUACUUA